Pogona vitticeps (central bearded dragon) is the source of this 1949-nucleotide messenger RNA. It is a transcript of the gene TMX3, whose product is annotated as thioredoxin related transmembrane protein 3. The record is from RefSeq and is a predicted model, not a curated record. Gene Ontology annotation, cellular component: cell surface; endoplasmic reticulum. Lineage: Eukaryota; Metazoa; Chordata; Lepidosauria; Squamata; Agamidae.
CGUUAAAGACUCGCUUCCCCUUCCGGCUGGUGAUCUGUGGAAUUUACCGGCUGCUGUCACUAUGGGAGCAGCGAGGGAAGAGCGGUGGAGUUUAUUGUGGGCAACAGUUGCUGCAUUUAUUCUUGCUGUAGAUGCAUCUUUUGUAGAAGACUUAGAUGACUCGUUUAAAGAGAAUCGUAAAGAUGACAUCUGGCUUGUAGAUUUUUAUGCACCGUGGUGUGGCCAUUGCAAGAAACUAGAGCCAGUGUGGAAUGAAGUUGGUAAAGAGAUGGGAAGCACUGGUUCUCCAGUAAAAGUUGGGAAGAUGGAUGCCACUUCCUAUUCUAGUAUUGCCUCUGAAUUUGGAGUUCGAGGCUAUCCAACAAUUAAGCUAUUAAAGGGUGACUUGGCAUAUAACUAUAGAGGACCUAGAACCAAAGAAGAUAUUAUUGAGUUUGCAAACAGAGUAGCAGGACCUAUUAUUCGACCUCUCCCUAGCCAGCAGAUGUUUGAGCAUGUGCAAAAGAGGCAUCAUGUAUUUUUUCUGUACGUUGGUGGGGAAUCUCCAUUAAAGGAAAAAUACAUAGAAGUUGCCUCCGAACUAAUUGUGUAUACAUAUUUCUUUUCUGCCUUGGAAGAGGUAUUUCCUGAGAAUGUAACACUGCCUGAGAUGCCAGCUGUUCUUGUCUUUAAAGAUGGAACUUACUUUGUAUAUGAUGAAUAUGAAGAUGGUGAUUUAUCAUCCUGGAUAAACAGAGAAAGGUUUCAGGGAUAUCUUCAUGUAGAUGGAUUUACACUGUAUGAACUUGGUGACACAGGGAAACUUGUGGUUAUUGCAAUUAUUGACGAUAGAAACGUUUCGGUUGAACAUACAAGGUUGAAGUCUGUUGUUCAGGAUGUUGCUAGAAAUUAUAGAGACCACUUUCAUAGGAACUUUCAAUUUGGCCAUAUGGAUGGAAAUGAUUAUAUUAAUAGCUUACUUAUGGAUGAUGUGAAAAUUCCCAGUGUUGUUGUGUUGAACACAUCCAAUCAACAGUAUUUUCUACCCCAUAAACCUAUAGAAAGCACUGAAGAUAUGGUACAAUUCAUCAAUGAAAUCUUGGAAGGCACUGCAGAAGCACAGGGUGGAAAUGGAAUUCUUCAGCGAAUCAAGAGAAUAAUAUAUGAUGCCAAGUCUACUGUGGGAUCUGUUUUCAAGAGUUCCCCGCUUUUGGGUUGCUUUCUCUUUGGUCUACCACUGGGUGUCAUCAGCAUCAUGUGUUAUGGAAUUUGUACUGCUGACACUGAGGGAGGGUCAGAUGAAACAGAGGCAUCUAAGAAGGAAACUACAGGCAGAGAUCUGACUGAUGAAGGCACUGAAGAAGAACAAGAGGAGGAAAAUGAUGAAAAACCUGUAGAAAUACCAGAUGGAGAGGAGGAACCGAAAAAUAUAUUAGAAAAGAAAAAAGAUUAAAUUGUUUUACUGAAUGUUUUUUUCCUUCUGUAGAAUUUCAAAAUAGAGACUUAUUUAUUGAAUUCAGUUACUUAUCUACCUGUGGUCUUCAAAAAUGAGGAUAUUUUUGUUUUAUGUGCAUGCAUACAUAUUCCUUGGCUUUGAAGAGGUAUGGGUGGAAGUCUGGAUUUUUAGGUCUCUUACUAUUUUUAUCCUGCUGAAAAGAAAUCAGAUUACAGAAUGUACAUAGAUUAUUUAACAUGGAUGCACACUGUGGUUGGAUUUUUAAACAGUGAUAUUUGUUGUGUUCUAACUUCUGACCCUUGUGGUAAAAGACAAUUCUACCAGCAUGGCCAAAGUAGAUCAGGCUAUUCUAUAAAAUAUACAGGAAAGCAGGGAUGUUCUCAGCCUGGGGUGAAGUAUAUAAAUAUUGCUGAACUUUAGAAAGAUGUAAUAGGAAACAUUUCUUUGAUAUACAGUGGUGCCUCGCUAGACAGUUACCCCGCACGACAGUUUUUUUCACUAGACAUUGACUUUU